Messenger RNA from Lytechinus pictus (painted urchin), 1048 nucleotides. Its product is annotated as transmembrane protein 53-A-like. The transcript is spliced from 2 exons. Lineage: Eukaryota; Metazoa; Echinodermata; Echinoidea; Temnopleuroida; Toxopneustidae. The record is from RefSeq and is a predicted model, not a curated record. The coding region runs from base 92 to 964 and encodes 290 amino acids.
AUACUACUGACUUAUCUUAGAAGUUAGUACGGGUAUAAAUCUAUUGCCAAUUUGUCACAUUUUGCAUUAAUAGAUAAAUGCAUUAUCUGUAAUGGAGGAAUUAGAAUACCACGUAAUUUUCCCCACCAACUUUUCUCAAGGCAAAUCAGAACUCUCUGACAUGUCUGAUGAUGUAUCUGCUGUUCGGAAGAGAACUGACAUGAACACAGUUCCUGCAAUUUUUCUGCUUGGUUGGUACGGCUGUCAGGACAAGCACCUUGCAAAAUACGGGUCAAUUUACCAAUCUAAAGGCUUCAUCACGAUCCGCUACAUUCUGCCGCAUGACUACAUUUUCUCAAGGAAAAAGAACGCUAUUCGGAAUGUUGCGCUGAAGGUCUUGGAAGCAUUCUUCGACCUUGGCCUUGAGGAGAACCCCAUCUUCUUCCAUGCUUUCAGCAAUGGUGGGGGAUACGUCUACAGGCACCUGACCGAGAUAGUGAAUGGAACGAGUCCCGGUCGAAAUGCUAAGCUGAAGAUCGUUGGAAUCAUAUGCGACAGCAUGCCUUCGUAUCCAACAGCCACCACCGCUUACCGGGCAAUGGUUUCAGCGAUGCCUCCAACACAACACUGGUUCAUCAAAUUCAUCAAGUCUCUUGGGAUUUGGAUUUUCUUCAUGGUGCUCUCCUUUAUUUCUUACCUAAGGAGAGGAGUAUCAGACCGUGACACCUACUACAAAGCAAUGCUUGCGGACAGGAUGCGGUGUCCCCAGCUGUUUUUGUAUUCAAAGAAAGAUCAGAUUGUUCCCUACAAAGACGUCCAGGGAGUGAUUGCAGAAAGGCGUCGACAGGGCUUUGAUGUCCUGGGGAGCGAGGUGGUGUGGGAUGACACGGAUCAUGUCGCUCACCUUCGGAAACACCCUCAAGAAUAUGUUUCUGCUUGUCUGAAGUUUGUGAAUUACUGCUUAGAACGAGUUAAUCAAGACUAGAGAUGUAUACUGUAUAGGGAUCUAGGGAGGGGAGUGAGGGAUUUUCCAGGGCUUUAAAGAGUUGAUUUGUGUCAAUUUGAUGAC